This is a messenger RNA of Malassezia vespertilionis, 1350 nucleotides long. Its product is annotated as ARF-binding protein. Gene Ontology annotation, biological process: Golgi to endosome transport; Golgi to vacuole transport; protein transport to vacuole involved in ubiquitin-dependent protein catabolic process via the multivesicular body sorting pathway. Lineage: Eukaryota; Fungi; Basidiomycota; Malasseziomycetes; Malasseziales; Malasseziaceae. The transcript has 2 exons. Gene Ontology annotation, cellular component: trans-Golgi network. The record is from RefSeq and is a predicted model, not a curated record. Gene Ontology annotation, molecular function: ubiquitin binding; phosphatidylinositol binding. The coding region runs from base 1 to 1350 and encodes 449 amino acids.
AUGUCGCGGCCCUAUCGCGUGCGGCCAAGUGCACCAACACCGUAUCUCCGCCGAAAUGAUGCGGAAGUGUUUACUGCAGGCGACUGGGGCAUGCGUGCAACAGAUUUCAGCGUGCGUCUGACGCCUAUUCAGUCGUUUGUCGAGCGGUGCUGUGACCCGUCCGUUGAGUCUCCCAACCUGCCUUUGGAGCUCGACCUUGCUGACUAUGUGAAUACAAAACGUGCAAACACUGCACGGGAGGCCGUAUUUGAGGUGGUGAAUAAAAUUAAUGCGCGUGCGCCGCAUGUUGGGAUGCUGGGGCUGCAUCUUCUGGAUAUUCUGGUAAAAAACUGUGGUUUUCCUGUGCACUUGCAAAUCGCAACGAAAGAAUUUCUGAAUGAGCUAGUUCGCCGCUUCCCGGAGCGGCCACCGAUGCACCCGAGCCCGGUGAUGUCCAAGAUCUUGGAAAUGAUUCACGAAUGGCGGCAGACGCUGUGUGUGACGAGCAAGAACCGCGAGGAUCUCGUACACAUUCGCGAUAUGCACCGCUUGCUCAUGUACAAGGGCUAUCGUUUCCCCAAAACAGAUGCACGCAGCGCCGCGGUGCUGAACAACGAGACCAGUUUGCAGACCCCCCAGGAGCUCGAGGAGGAAACGCGUGUUGCCCAAGGCGCCAAGCUCCAGGAACUCAUUCGACGCGGCACGCCGCGCGACUUGCGGCAGGCGCAGGAGCUUAUGAAGGUUAUGUCUGGCGCCGAUCCGGACGCGGCUGAGCCUACCUUGCAGAUUGCCAAGGAGCUCGACAAACUCCGGUCGCGCGUUAAGCUGCUCAACGAUAUGCUGGACCAGGCGAAGCCAAGCGAGAAAUUCGUGUCUGGCGACGCAUACGACCAGGUCUCUUCGCAUCUGCGCAGUGUCCAGCCGCGUCUUCAAAAAUGGGUAUCGCAGGCAGAGGAGAGCGACUCGGAAAUGCUCAUCCAGUUCCUCGAGACAAACGACACCAUCAACCAGACGCUCUAUCGCUACGACUCGACCGUGCAAGGCAAUGGCAGCGUCUCUGCACCCAAAAGCGGUAAAGGCCGCUUGGAUCUGAUUUCGUUCGACGAGGAGGAAGCGCCCGACCCCGCCGCAUCGGCACAAAAAGCACCGAGCUUUAUGGACGACCUCGCACUGUUAUCCACACUCAAUUCGUCUGCAUCUGCAUCUGCGCCUGCGCCUGCGCCUGCACGUGCACCUACACAAGGCAAAAAUGCAGUGGCAGAUCUCCUCGGAGACCUGGACGAGCCCAGCACACCGCCAAUUGCACUCGGCUCGACACCAGUGCCUGCCCCCUCCGCGGAUCCUUUUGCCGCCCUCGACCUACUCCGAUAA